Paramecium primaurelia is the source of this 648-nucleotide messenger RNA. The record is from the annotation of a GenBank genome assembly. NCBI's taxonomy places the organism in Eukaryota, Ciliophora, Oligohymenophorea, Peniculida, Parameciidae.
AUGUAAACACCACCUCCUCCACCUUAUGGCUAUACCCCAGGAUAAUAUCCUCCUCCUCCUCCUCCUGCAUAUGGAUAAACUCCCUACCCUCAAUAGCCUGGAUAUUAGCCACCUCCUACUGGCUAUCCUUAUCCACCUACGCCUGGUUAUCCCCCUCCUGCUGGUGGAUAUCCAUAACCAGGAUAUCCCCCAGCUCCUGGCUAUCCUCCUGCUGGCUAUCCCCCUGCUCCUGGCUAUCCUCCUGCUGGGUAUCCUCCUACUGGUUAUCCUCCCUAACCAGGUUAUGUUCCCCCUCCUAAUUAUACUUAACCAUACCCACCUUAAUAGUAAAUUAUUUAUAUUAUUAUAGAUAUCCUGGUUAAUAUCCAGCAACUGCUAUGGUUAUGCCAUAAGGAUAAUAUAAUUAUGCUGGAGGAAAUAUUUAGAUAAAAAUAAGACCUAAUUGCUAUUUGUAUAAUAUAUUUUAAACAUCAGAUGUGGAGGGACUGGUUUUUAUAUGAAAAAAUGUAAAAGAAAGCAAUGCAAAGAUUGUUUAUGGGCUAUGGGAGUCUGUUUAAAAUGUAAUGGAACUGGAUGGAAUAAGAAGGGAAAGGUUUGCAAAUGCAAAAUGUAUAAAAUAUAUUGAAUCAUUCAAAUAAAAUAUUUGAU